AUGGGACAUCGGAAAAAGAGAAAGCAAUCGAGAGACGAUCAUGAGGAAGCCAGCGGCGAUGGCGAAGGCAAAGGUGCUCAUCAAAGACCAAAUUGUUGUGAUACGCUCAUGUUGGCUCUCGUCUGUUUCUUCAUUGUCAUCGUGAUUGCUGUUUCGAUUCCAAUGAUUCUCACUGCUACCGGAAACAUGGAUAUUCCGUUCAUCAAGGAAAAAUUGACUGUAGUUGGAAAUACGACGAGCAAAUAG
Molecule: messenger RNA, 246 nt
Organism: Caenorhabditis briggsae
Lineage: Eukaryota; Metazoa; Nematoda; Chromadorea; Rhabditida; Rhabditidae
Exons: 2
Coding region: 1-246 (81 amino acids)
Source: RefSeq, a predicted model, not a curated record